Myxocyprinus asiaticus (Chinese sucker) is the source of this 3166-nucleotide messenger RNA. Its product is annotated as CCN family member 1-like. NCBI's taxonomy places the organism in Eukaryota, Metazoa, Chordata, Actinopteri, Cypriniformes, Catostomidae. The record is from RefSeq and is a predicted model, not a curated record. Gene Ontology annotation, molecular function: protein binding. The coding region runs from base 102 to 1265 and encodes 387 amino acids. Gene Ontology annotation, biological process: signal transduction. Gene Ontology annotation, cellular component: extracellular region. The transcript has 5 exons.
GUGAAGCAUCAAUCGCAGCUGCCAUUAUUUUUAUGGAAUAGCGGAAUAAACGCGUCUGUCUGGAUUACAUAUCAAGCAAAUCCUUGGACUUUUAACGAUUUAUGAUGAAGAUGAGGGAUUUAAAGUGUCAGCUGGUCUUUACACUGAUUAUCUUCACGUCGGUGGCAGCGAGGUGUCCUAAGGUGUGUCGUUGCCUUGCGGAGCAUCCUGUGUGCCCAACAGGUGUGAGUGCAGUGCCUGAUGGGUGUGGCUGCUGUAAGGUGUGUGCCGCUCAGCUGAAUGAAGACUGUCAUGAAGGACGACCCUGUGACCAUCAUAAGGGCCUGGAGUGUAACUAUGGCAACGACGUGGCCAGUCUCCAUGGAAUCUGCCGGGCCAAACUUGAAGGUCGCUCUUGUGAAUAUAACGGCCGGAUGUAUCAGAAUGGAGAAAACUUUCGUGCGGGCUGCAAACACCAGUGCACCUGUAUUGAUGGAGCCGUUGGCUGCAUGCCCCUUUGCCCCACCGAUAUUCCUCUAGCAUCACCUUCAUGCCCCGCCCCUCAACUCGUCAAGGUGCCCGGCCAGUGCUGCCUCAGCGUGGACUGUCACAGCGAGUCUUCCAUCCUUCCUCCUGUGUUCAGACAUCCUCAUCCACCUCCUUACCUGUUCCCUGACCUGCACAUCUUCAAGAAGCCCUGGCUGAAGCCGUACCCCUCCAAGCCCCAAGACUCCUUAGGCAACAAACUGAUAGAAGUGGAGAAAAAGUGGGAAAAACCUCAUAGUCGAAAGCACCUGCCAACAUGGAAGCAAGCUGGACGGCAAUGUGUCACCCACACUACAAGCUGGACACCUUGUUCCCGCAGCUGUGGGAUGGGGGUGUCCUCUCGGGUCACCAAUGACAACACUCAGUGCAAACUGGUGAAGGAAACUCGACUCUGCAACAUUCGGCCCUGUAGUUCCAUGGCUGUGCCCAUUAAGAAGGGGAGGAAGUGCUCUCGUACCCAGAAGUCUCCUGAGCCUCUGCGUCUGCAUUAUGCCGGCUGCCGCAGUACCCGUCUCUAUCGGCCCAACUACUGCGGAAUGUGCCUGGAGGGGCGAUGCUGCUCUCCCCGCCGCACACGAACGGCCCCCGUGCUCUUUGCUUGUCCUGAUGGCGAACGCUUCGAGAGAGCCGUCAUGUUUGUACAGUCCUGCAAAUGCAAUGAUGAAUGCGGCAAUCUGAACGACGUGGCCCUUCCGCCUCAGCGCUGGCUGUACGGCGACAUGCACAAGUUUAUCGACUAGCAUCUCCUUCUCAGAAGACCUAAAUUCCCUGUCCUUCCCCCCAAUCCCAGCAGAUCCCCAAUAGAGUAGCGCUUCCAAGUGUAACUCUGAGUAGAAGCUAGACCAAGGCUUCCACAGCCUUCAUUAUAACUCAAAUCCUCUUGGAAAAAGGGGCAAUUUUGGUUUCGGAUCACUUUAACUGAGAGUGGACUGGAGACUUUAGACUAGACAACGUUCCACGAGGGUCCUAAGUGCAUCAUCGAAGGUGCCCAGGUUGUAAAUAUAUAAAAAACGAUUUAAGAUUGGCUGGCCCUCACCAUGAACAGUGAUGAAUUCAGGGGCAGGCUGCACAGCUGGUGAGAUGAUGCUGACCUUCUUUGUCUCUACAUUCAAUGGAGAAAAAAGCUCCAACAGGACACUGAACGAAUGGACCAAGAACUUCAACAAAGAGGAUUGUAAAAAUGGGGGAACAAGCCCCAGCAUUUAAAUGGACUGGUGUUUUCCCUCCAUUGUGAUUAUUGGAUUUGCCGGCAAUUUUAAUUCAUUGGAACAGAUGGCAAAUACAAGGGACAUUCAACGAGUCAUUGGAAGUCGUCCAGCGAUUGCAAGGGAGAUAAGGACUUGGCCAAACUGCAUGUGGACUCAACAUUGAGCCUGGCGGUAAAGCCAAGCAAGAGAACUUGACUUGUUUUGAGGAACGUGCGGAGUGGUUGUUUGAGAAGCUAAGGCUCCAUCAUCUGAGUUAAGGACAUUUGCCAAGAGCCACAGCAGCACCCUGGUGUCAAAAUGUCGACUACCCAACUCCAAGCUAAUUACAAAUCUGUUCUUUGGGGACAUAAAGAAACCCAGCAACCCUCUGUUUUGCAAUAAAAAUAUGUUAAAAACACCAGCAUGUGAUGUAAACAUGUAAUUUGAAAGUAAUGGGUGGGACAGUUCUCAAACUCUGCUCUAUUCUGGUCUGUAAUCUACCAAGUGAUGCCUGAAACUUAGGCAAACUAGACUGUUGUCUGUGCGUUUUAUGAUGGAGUGGUCUCUAUUUCUGCCUCCUGGCAUUGGUACACAAGAUGACCGAGGUGACAUCAUGCCAUCUGUUUAUAGACUACUAAAGGAAUGAGGGUUUGAAUAGGCACUAAAACACAAAUACCCAAAACUGCCAGAAGCCAGAAGCCAUGUUGCCUGUAAUAUUAGUCAUAGAACGGUUGUAGUAUCUUCAGAUGUGCCAAAAUCUACAGAAAUAAUCAAAAAGAUGAACCUCAAUUCAAACUAAAAGAAAAUCUUUACAUUUUCUAGAGAAAAUGUCAAAAGACAGAGACUUCACCCCCAAGUCUCAAAAAUAUUCUGGUCUCUAGACAUGGAUUGGGUCCCUUCAAUCUUGAGGUAUUAUUCAUGUAUGUAGCAAAACACCUGAAGGACGAGUUGUACAGCUUUAAUACUUCCGGUUAGUUCAACUCCCUAACCACUAGUAUGACCAAUAGCACCACAAAAGUCCAAUCAAAUAAAUGCUCAACAAUUAGGAACACCUAGAUUCCCAAAGGUCUACAAAUCAAGCACCAUUGCAAUCAAUCCCAUUUGAUAUUAAAUCGAAUUAAUUCUUAAGACAGUUUUGCAUAGUUUAUCAAGAAUUGACAGAGCAGCCAUCAUGUGAUAAAACACUUCAUACUGGUUAUGAUUGAAAACUAUUGUUUGGAUUAAAUGGUUUUAAAUGAAUUGUUCCUAUCAUUUUUACCUCUGAAGACAAGAGUACAACCACUCAUCAUAUAAUUAACUGGCUUAUAUAACAGCUCACUGAUGUACAAUCAUUUAUGCAUUUAUUUUUAUUUUACUUAAUGGAUUGAAAGCGUUAUGAGUGUUGCGGCAGUUCUCGAAUUUAACCAAUUUGCCUAUUUAAAAAUCCCAAAAUUAGAUGUGCUGCUUUAAUGCAA